UCCAAGAUGGCGGCGCCUACAGUGCAGUCGUGAUCCAGGGAAACAUCAUUUACAGCGAUUCUAAACUGUGGACGUGAUGUUUUUUUUUUAACACGGACUGGUGUUUUUUGUUAUCGCGAGCAUAACGCGGAAACGAACGACUUGGAAAUAAAACCGUGAGUUUCUUCAGAGGCGACUUUUUCCACCCCUCUCCUUCAUCCCUGAGCAUCCAAUCAUGCAGGUGUCCGUGAGAAGGCUGGUGCUGUAUCCCCUGUUGGCAGCCCAAAGCAGGGGUGCUCUCCUGAGUCCAGUCCUGCGCCUAGUGUCCCCCAGCACCCGCACCCUGUUCAGCAAGACGGGAGUGUGGGAGAAGGACUAUCGAACAGAGACUAGACGCAAAGUGGAAGAAUGGUGGCACCCACGAAUUAUGGCCCAGUGGCAGAAGGAUGCACUGGAGGGGAGUUCCCACAGGAAGAAGUUUUAUGUCCUCUCCAUGUUUCCAUACCCAUCGGGGCGACUGCAUAUGGGUCAUGUGCGAGUGUAUACCAUCAGUGACACCAUUGGUCAUUUCCAAAAAAUGAGAGGGCAUCAGGUGUUGAAUCCAAUGGGUUGGGAUGCUUUUGGACUUCCAGCUGAGAAUGCAGCCAUAGAGAGGGGACUUGACCCAGAGGACUGGACUAAAAGUAACAUACAGUCUAUGCGGGAGCAGCUGGACACUCUUGGGCUUUGCUUCAACUGGGACCAAGAAGUGACCACUUGCCUCCCAGACUACUACAGGUGGACGCAGUAUCUGUUUAUCAAGCUCUUUGAAGCAGGACUGGCAUAUCAAAAAGAGGCUGUGGUGAACUGGGACCCUGUCGAUCAGACAGUGCUGGCCGAUGAACAGGUGGAUGAAAAUGGUCGCUCCUGGAGGUCUGGUGCUCUGGUGGAGCAGAAGCUACUUACACAAUGGUUCAUCAAGACUACAAACUAUGCAAAGCCUCUGCUGGACGCCCUGGAGGACCUUCCAGAGUGGUACGGGGUCAAAGCCAUGCAGGCAAACUGGAUUGGAGAGUGUACCGGCUGCUACUUUGAUUUCAAGCUCAAGGUGAACGAGAAGGAAACAGGAGAGACCCUGUCAGCCUACUGCUCCUCCCCAGAGACCGUGUUCGGAGCAGCUUACCUGGCCAUCCUGCCCUCCCACAGGCUGCUGCAUGGCAGAAGCUCACUGCGCUCUGCUCUGCGGGAAGCCUUUCAGCCAGGCAGAGACUCCCUGACAAACGUCACCGCUCACAACCUGUUCACCAGCCAUGAGGUUCCCCUGGUCAUCUCACACAAGGAGGCUUUUGAUGACUAUCUGGACACCGUGGUUGGUGUCCCCGACUGUAAUGAAGAGGAUCUGUCUGUAGCCAGAGCUCUGAAUCUGAAGUGGACCACAGUGCUGAAAACUAAUGAAGAUGGGACACAAACUCUCAUCAACUCUGAGGAGUUCUCAGGCCUUACCAGAGAGCAAGCCUUUAACUCCAUUACCCAGAAGGCCAGAGAGCAGAAGGUUGGAGGCCACCUAACCAGCUCUAAGCUCAGAGACUGGUUGAUAUCCAGACAGAGAUACUGGGGCACACCCAUCCCUGUGGUGCACUGUGGGUCUUGUGGUCCGGUCUCAGUCCCUGUGGAGGAGUUACCAGUUACUCUGCCGAGGCUGCCAUCAAUCACGGGAAAAGGGGCGUCGCCUCUGGAAGCUGCACAUGACUGGGUCAACUGCAAAUGUCCCAGAUGUAAGGGCCCAGCGAGGAGGGAAACCGACACCAUGGACACAUUUGUGGACUCAGCCUGGUAUUAUUUUAGAUACACAGACCCUCAUAAUGCAGACAGGCCUUUUGAGCGCCACCUAGCAGACCACUGGCUUCCUGUGGACGUGUACAUUGGAGGGAAGGAGCACGCUGUUAUGCACUUGUACUAUGCUCGUUUCCUCUGUCAUUUCUGCAGGGAUCAGGGUCUUGUGGCUCACAGGGAACCUUUUCGGAAGCUCCUGGUCCAGGGUCUGAUCAAGGGCCAGACAUUUAAACUGGCAGGCAGUGGCCAGUACCUAAAGAGAGAAGAAAUAAACUUCACAGAUAAGGAGCCCGUGGCUUUGAGUGGUGGUCGCGUUGAGGUGACGUGGGAGAAGAUGAGCAAGUCUAAGCACAACGGACUAGACCCCCAAGACGUGGUACAGCAGUACGGCGUGGACACAGUUCGACUCUACAUCCUUUAUGCGGCACCGCCUGAACAGGACAUCCUCUGGAAUGCCAAGACCGAUGCUCUUGCUGGGGUUCUGCGAUGGCAGUCUCGACUGUGGCAGCUGGUGACCAAGCUGAGAGGAGCGCGGCAACUCGGAGAUGUCCCCAGUCCCAGUCUACUGAAAAAGAAAGAGCUGGCAGAGGCCAAGAAGAUCUGGGAGAACAAGAACUACGCAAUUCAAGAGGUGACGAGUUACUUCACAGAGGACUUCCUUUUCAACGCAGCCAUAUCUCGACUAAUGGGACUCACUAAUACACUGAGUAGUGCAACAGUCAGGCUGUUGCAACACAGCGUGGAGUUCGAAGAAGCUCUGGCUGCCCUGGUUAUGAUGACAGCUCCCAUGGCCCCUCACUUAGCUUCUGAACUUUGGGCAGGUCUUUGCCAGGUGAAAAACCCCCUUAGCCCCCUUCUCCAACGUGGAGGGGAUGUCCUGCAGCAGUCCUGGCCGACUGUGGACCCAGAGUAUCUGGAGCUCCCUGACUUUGUGGAAUUGUCUGUACUGAUAAACAACAAGUCCUGUGGCACUGUGACGGUGCCUCUGCAGGUGUCCAAAGACUCCAGUCAGGUGCAGCAGCUGGUUUUGGAGAGCCCCAUUGGACAGAAGCUUCUGAGCGAACGCAGCAUCAAGAGAGCCAUCCUGUCUCCCAGGACUGCUCUCAUCAACUUCCUUGUUGAUGAGUGACAUUUGUUCACCACUGCUUUUGUAACUGGUGAUAACUGGAGCUCAGCACGGAGAGACAGACAAAAGAGGUGGCCUUUUUUUAAAAACUGUAUUUAAGGUUAAAGGCUGAAGUUCAGGUUAUAUAAAAUAAUGUCAGUGUAAAUAUAUCUACAGACAUUUUAUUUAUAUGUUCCUAUUUUUAAUAAAAUAUUCA
Molecule: messenger RNA, 3113 nt
Organism: Archocentrus centrarchus (flier cichlid)
Lineage: Eukaryota; Metazoa; Chordata; Actinopteri; Cichliformes; Cichlidae
Gene: lars2
Product: leucyl-tRNA synthetase 2, mitochondrial
Exons: 21
Coding region: 215-2920 (901 amino acids)
Biological process (GO): leucyl-tRNA aminoacylation; mitochondrial translation
Cellular component (GO): mitochondrion
Molecular function (GO): ATP binding; leucine-tRNA ligase activity; aminoacyl-tRNA deacylase activity
Source: RefSeq, a predicted model, not a curated record